AUUGUUUGGUUUGGCACGACAUCCGCCGCGGCAUAGCAGAUCUCUAUUCCGAAUCGCGAUCAUCAUAUCAUGGUGAAUGCAACCAAAGGCGUCUUUAUUUCCUGUGACAUACCAAUGGCUCAAUUUAUCAUUAAAAUGAAUGCUUCAUUCCCUACAUCCGACAAAUUCAUAAUACAUAUAUUGGAUAGUACUCACAUGUUUGUUCAACCCCAUGUCGAGCAAAUGAUUCGAAGUCAAAUUGCUAAGUUUCGAGAGGACAACACAUAUGUCAAACCUUCUUGAUUCAUUUAUAUUAGUUUUUAAUUUUAUUUCUGUUCUAUUAUAUGUAUGAAAACACUCUUCCUUUUACAUUGAGAGUGAUUCGCCAUUUGAAAAAUGAUUGAUUAUGUGGUGCGCUGUACCUUACACAAGAA
This is a messenger RNA of Medicago truncatula (barrel medic), 413 nucleotides long. RefSeq names its product general transcription and DNA repair factor IIH subunit TFB5. Gene Ontology annotation, cellular component: transcription factor TFIIH core complex; transcription factor TFIIH holo complex. The transcript has 2 exons. Gene Ontology annotation, biological process: nucleotide-excision repair; nucleotide-excision repair, preincision complex assembly; transcription initiation at RNA polymerase II promoter. The coding region runs from base 70 to 282 and encodes 70 amino acids. NCBI's taxonomy places the organism in Eukaryota, Viridiplantae, Streptophyta, Magnoliopsida, Fabales, Fabaceae. The record is from RefSeq and is a predicted model, not a curated record.